GAUGUUGUUGGUUCUGUUGUGGUUGAUGACUUUGGUCUGGAGAGGAUCUAUGAUGCUCUGGAGGUGGAUCGAGGACGUGUUGUUAGAGUUUUAACUUCUCUUUUUCCUAAAUACUUUGCUAUAAUCACCAGGAUUAGAGCGGAGGUAAAAAGUAUGGGUCCUGAUGGGGGCAAAGUGAGUCUGAUACAUGACACAAGAUGCAGAGCAACUUUUCCAAAACACGCGCUUCAUAAGAAGAUUAAAGUUGGGCUCCAGGUACAGACCUUAUCUAGUGAGUUGGUUCAAGCAGCGUUUGGUAGAUCUGUCGAGGUCAGCAAAAUAGUUGCAGUUGAACCCAGGAAACGAAAGUUUCAUCAACCUUUCUUUGUUUCCAUCCCUCUCCCCUGCUCCGGGAGCAAGAUUAAUUCCUCGACAGAUAUCAGAUUGAUCUGCUCUGUAACCGGAAGCUUGGAUCCAGUUUCCUGGGUGGAUAUGACAGGAUCUACGCCCCUGGAAGUGAACAAGGAUGUUGUUCAUUUCUCUACCAAGGUGUCUGCACUGUUCUGGAUACUUCUGAUACAUGAUAAUACGAGAGAUCCCAGUUCUGCGCUAACUCUGGCUACUAGACUCUACGAAGAGACAAGAUUAGGCAAUUACAAUAUUUAUUCUUCCACAUUGGACUUUACAAUUUCUUCCUAUGUCUGGGAUUUCAAAACUUCUCUAUUUGCGGCAGGUUUUGCUUUCAAACCAGCUCAGCACUUUUACUCUGGGUUUCAUUGUUUUUCAGUCACUUCGAGUUUUUGCUUAUACCGAGUUAUAGCAUGUUUUUGUGGUUCAAAGUUACCCCUUUUUUCCAUUUUAACAGUUGAAUGGUUUUAUAAACAUAUUUUUCUUUCCUUGUCUCAGCAUUUCUUUUUACCCGUGCAGACUACAGUUUAUUUUAAAGUACAUAUUCUUUUCUAUAUGUUACAGUUUAUUUAUACUCCAGGUUCCAGUUUUAUCUUAGUUAACUCCUCUUUUACUCCAGGUUCCAGAUUAUGUCAGCUAACCCCUCCUUUACUCCAGGUUCCAGUUUAUCUCAGUUAA
Molecule: messenger RNA, 1065 nt
Organism: Eurytemora carolleeae
Lineage: Eukaryota; Metazoa; Arthropoda; Copepoda; Calanoida; Temoridae
Biological process (GO): negative regulation of delayed rectifier potassium channel activity; neuronal action potential
Cellular component (GO): axon initial segment; synapse; membrane
Molecular function (GO): transmembrane transporter binding
Source: RefSeq, a predicted model, not a curated record